AUGGCUCGAUGUAAGAUCCCCCUCGGAGCUUUGCAAUGCGCACACAAAGACCAGAGAGUACCGCGGAGAGCGCUUCGGGCAAUCGAACGCCACAGAAUCUCUGUCUUAACGGAGGGUUGGGUCAUUUCUUACUCGGGUUGGGUCACUGGAAACGUCAAUCGAUGUAAAGUUGCAGAGUGAGAGGAUGUGGUGGAGGUGUGAGGGUGUCGGAUAUUAUACCAGGGCGAUCGAGAAGGGGAUAAAUUGGUUUUGUAUGUUUUUUUUUGGCAAUAUUUUAUAUAUAUUACUUGAUAUUGGAGUCGAAUUGAGUGGAAAAGUCGACUGUAAAAAAAUGUUUGGCAAUUUUUAUCGACUUCGAUAUUAUCCAUGAGGUCAGAUUCAAAGUUGAUUAAAUAUAAUUACUGCUCGAAUCCGAUAUUAUAUCUUGGUUUUUUGAGAGCCUGAUAGAUGGUACUGUCGAAUGAUAGCGAUUUUCACUUCCUUUUUCUCGUUUUUUGACCGCUUUUUUGUUGUCCUAGACAUCUGAUGCACACUACAAUAAUAUUGCUGUUAUCUCUCUAAUUUGCCUUCUUUCAGCCUAACCCUCGUCAUGGACAAGACCAACGACACAUCCUUUGAGCCCGACACCUCCGAAAACAACGAGAAUUUGAACAUGUCGGCGAUGUCUGGCGAGAAUUUGAACAUGUCAGCGAUGUCCGGCAGCUACCCCUAUCCACCCAACCCCUACUUCUUGGCCCCAACUUUUCAUCCACAGUCCGGCCUUCCAACCAUCCCGUAUCCUCCUCAUAUGCUCAAUGGAUGGUAUCCACAUGGUCUUCCUUAUGGGGUAAGUUGGAGAGUUUUUGAAUUGAUCGUACAAGGGAAACUACCUGGAAAUCACGAUUUUUUUGGGAUUUUUUGAUUCUUUAGACUAACAGGGGAAUUACCCCGAGUGCGACGCUCGGAUUUUGAUGAAACUUGGCACUAAACUUGAAUACUUUUUUAAAAAAUAUAUGUGAGAAUCCUAGCUCGCGCUUUGCAGAAACAAUCGAGAUUUUUAGAUCGAAAGUUGGCGAAAAUUUGAAACUUUUUGCCGAAUUUCGACACAAAAAGUUUCAUGCCUAUUUCUACUAAAUAGGAUGAUAUUUCCACAAAAAAUCAACUUUUCCGCAAAAAAACAAGCAACGUUAUGGCAAAAAAAUGUGCUUCUCUGUGACCGCUCUCCGCGUUUAGUGUACUCUCUAGGCCGCAACGAUCGUUCAAUAUCUCGGCUUCGCCUUCAAAGCGCGCGCUAAAAAUUUUGAGGAGUUUAUAUGUGGCCUAUGCCCAAUGUGUGUGGAAAAUUUAAAGAAAAUCUGAGCUUCGAACUUGGGGUAUUUCCCUUGAAUUUUGAGGUUUUUCAUCUUUUGACUAAAAAGAGGACUUUUUUUUCAUUUUGAUUUAUUUAUUUUUUCUGAUUUUAGGAUCCCAACCUUACCUCGUCCCUUCAAAAGCCCGCCCCCUCGCCGGCCAACACCUCCAGCACCAACUCGAACACAUCUUCGCCGAAGGAGGGCAAGCCGGGCAAAAUUGUCGUCAACCGUCUGACCAAAGAAUUCUACUCCGAAGAAGACAAACUCCUCUACGAAGAACGUCGCGCUAAGAACAACGCCGCGGCCCGCGAGUCGCGCAAACGGCGCGCCAAACGCGAGAGCGAGGUGAUGAGCGAAAAUGAGCAGCUCAAAGCGCAGGUCGCCAACCUGAAGCGCGAAUUAACCGAGACGAUCGCGGAAUUGAAGGUGAUGCGAAUGAAGGUUGGGGAGGCGCUGUGCGAAGACAAUCGGGUCCUCAAAAAUCGGACCAAUUUUUAA
Messenger RNA from Bursaphelenchus xylophilus (pine wood nematode), 1829 nucleotides. The record is from the annotation of a GenBank genome assembly. Lineage: Eukaryota; Metazoa; Nematoda; Chromadorea; Rhabditida; Aphelenchoididae.